GCUAUGUGGGUAGCCCCGUUAAGUCAACGGCCUGGUUACCUAAACGCGCACUCUAAAGUUGAUUGUUUAUUUUUCUUAAAAAUGUGAUUAAUUGUGCUUGAAACUACUGCGAAAUUGGUUUCAUUGUUACGGGAAUUAACACUAAAUUGGAUAUUGUAUUCAUUGUUUAUGUUUUCGACCGUUUCCCGUGUAAGCGUGCUGCUAGUUUCCCUAGCCGCAUUGCCUUAGGCCUUACCCGCUUUCUUUUCUUUAUAUAUUUUGUGGAUUUCACAUCGGAGCGCCUCUGGAGCAGAUACUCUUGUGUGAUUUUUGAUUCUUUGGACUGCGUUGCUAUUUUUCUUCCCACCAUUUGGACUCCUUUGGGAAAUAUCUGCGUUUGUAAACUCGUUGUUGAGCGUGGACGCUGCGCGCUGGCGCCGAGACGCCUGCUCGGGCUCUCUCACACGGACGCUGUAACGAACACUGACCUCCAUAACCCGUCACCGGACCCUUAUUUCUCGUUGUAAUAUUCUGAAUUCCGGACUAAUUGUAGUGUUUGGUAAUUAUUAACAGCCUCUGGAUCCAUCAUGCUACGCUGCGGGUUUUCUUAAGUUGCUAAUUCCGCUUCUUGUUGUUGGGCUGUGGGCUGAAUGGGGUUUAUUAGGCCUGAGCUUAGAGAGGAAAGGGAGUGAAUAGCUGAUUUGUGUUUUAAAGUAGAUAAUCUGAUCUGACAGGAAAGCGUGUGUGUAAAAAAAAAAAAAAAAAGGUGAAAAAAUGUCUUGUGUUCAUUAUAAGUUUUCCUCUAAACUUAACUACGACACGGUAACUUUCGACGGGCUGCACAUCACCGUGAGCGAGCUGAAGCGCCAGAUCAUGGGCCGGGAGAAGCUGAAAGCCGCCGACUGCGACCUCCAGAUCACUAACGCACAGACUAAAGAAGAAUACACUGACGAUGGUGCUCUAAUACCCAAAAACUCAUCUGUCAUCAUCAGACGAAUACCCAUCGGUGGUGUGAAGGCCGCCAGCAAAACGUUUCUCAUUGAUCGAUCUGAACCAUCAAUUGGAUCUUCAAAAGCCAUUGAUGAUUCUCCCUCCAUUUCUCUGGCCCAGCUCUCUAAGACGGCGAAUCUCGCAGAAGCAAACGCCUCGGAGGAAGACAAAAUCAAAGCAAUGAUGUCACAGUCCAACCAUGAUUACGACCCCAUUCAUUACACAAAGAAGCUUGUGGGACCCCCGCCUCCGAAUUACACCUGUUUUCGCUGUGGAAAAAGUGGACACUACAUCCGAAACUGCCCAACAAACGGGCAGGAUAAAAGUUUUGAGGCACCUCAGCGGAUUAAAAAGAGCACGGGGAUUCCUCGCAGCUUUAUGAUGGAAGUGGAUGAUCCAAAUAUUAAAGGUGCCAUGCUGACCAACACGGGCACUUACGCCAUUCCCACCAUUGACGCUGAAGCUUAUGCCAUUGGGAAGAAGGAAAAGCCACCCUUCGUCCCUCAGGAACAGUCUUCUUCCUCUGAUGAUGAAGAUCCCGUUCCAGACGAGCUGCUCUGUCUGAUAUGUAAAGACCUCAUGACUGAUGCCGUUGUGAUUCCCUGCUGCGGAAACAGCUACUGCGAUGACUGUAUAAGAACAGAUUUGUUAGAGUCGGAGGAACACAUUUGUCCCACUUGCAACCAGUCAGAAGUUUCUCCUGAUGCUCUAAUUGCCAACAAAUUUCUACGUCAGGCUGUAAACAACUUCAGGAAUGAAACGGGCUACACCAAGCGAAUCCGCAAAACUGCCGUUCAGAGUUCUGCCCCUGCCUCCCAGCCUAAUCCCCGGGUUCAGCGCCCUGUUCAGACACUCAAACUUUUAAAUUCCCGCAAGCAGGAUCCACUACGCGCCAACACACCACCCCAAAACCCACCUGCUGCUGUAGCUCCACCCCCUGCUGUCACACCACCUACUGCUAUCACUCAACAGUCCCCGGCAACGACCCCUGAGGUUGAUGCUCCACCCGUGGCUAGUAACAGUAGUGCCACCCCCACAGUGGCUCUUUCUCCUCCACAGCAGCCCAAGCAGGACGAUGCUGUCAUGCCUGUCAAAGAGCCAGAAACACAGCCGACAUCUGCCAUUUUACCUGACAGCCUGCUUCCUACGCCAGUUAUUCCAAAAGGGCACCAUGUUCCUGUCAUCAGCCAGCCACAUGUGCACACACUUCCUCUUCCCAUUCCCAGAUCAGGACCACCACCGAGACAUAGUGGCCCAAGACUGACAUUACCUCGGCCUGCAUGGGAUCAGUCCUCAGGCCGAGGCCGGCCCCUCCCUAAUGAUCGGCACCCAAGGGCACAGGUUCCACCGGUCCAACCUCCACCUGUCGCUCCCACCAUUUAUCCACCCUCUCUUUUCCCUCCCCCUCAGCACACUUUAGCCCACCCACCUGGCAUCGUGCCCCCACAGUACCCAAUACCGUUCCCUCAGGGGCAACAACCUGCCCCCCCUUUCAACAUUCCUCCCCCAGGUUUCCCCCCUGCCCCAACAACUGUACCCAACCCCUGGGCACCAACAGGUACUCAGCCCACACUCCCAACCCCCCCAGUACCUCCAAUACCAUCAGCACAUUUUCUGUCCAAGGAGGAGUUCUAUAGACAACAACGUCGACUGAAGGAAGAGGAAAAGUCCAAACUUGAGGAGUUUACCAAUGACUUUGCCAAAGAGUUGCUGGAAUACAGAAAGAUCCAGAAGGAGAGAAGACGGUCCUAUUCCAGGUCAAAGUCUCCAUAUCGUUCCUCCUACAGUGGCUCUUCUUACUCCUACUCAAAGUCCAGAUCACGUUCUCGUUCCUAUUCACGCUCUUUAUCACGAUCUCGCUCCAGAUCACGGUCCCGCUCACGUUCCCGAUCACGUUCUCGCUCCUACUCCCCAUACUCCCGAAGAGGCAGAGGUCGUAGCCGGAGUUAUCGUUCUAGAUCUCGCACACCUCCAUACCAUCGUUCCCGAACUCGCUCUCCUUCCUAUAGAGGGCGAGAAAGCGGAGGAGUGAGUGGCGGCCAUUAUCGAUCUCGCACUAGGUCACCAAUAUAUAGGACUCACAGUCCUGGCAAGAAAUUGCCUCCAGCUUCUCAGGUAGAUGACCGCAAGUAUGGAGGAAGGUACAGAGAGGUUCCUCCAUAUGAUGCCAAAGCUUACUAUGGCCGCGAGGUUGAUCAGAGCGACCCCUAUGAAAGGGAGCGGUACCGAGAAUGGGAGAGAGAGUACAGAGAGUGGUAUGAGAAGUACUUCAAGAAUUACGAAGGGCCACAAGGUGGACAGAUCAGAGGCCGUCCCCCUGGUGGCCGAGAUACAUAUUCUCCAGAACGUUUUGCACCUCAGAGGCAAAGAGAAAACUCGCCGUAUGGAAGGGGGCGCCGAGAGGAGUAUCCACCACACAGCAUCCCACCAAGAAAUCGUCCAUUGACGUAUCAGGAAAGGUGCGCAGAAAAGUAUGGCCACCUGCAUGUCAACAAUGUGGCAGUUGGACGAGGAAUAAACAAAGAAAUCCUGAAACCCACCAAAGAACGAGAACCAACCACAAGCACUUCUGUGGACUCAAAGGGUCUGAAACACAAGAAACAUAGGAAAAAGAGAAAAGGGGAGGAGGGAGACGUCUUUAGUCAUUCCGACUCUAUGGAUGAAAUCAAGAAAGAUGAACGGAAGGGAGACUCGAUGCUGAUGAAUUCGAGUCGUGAUGAUGCCACACCCGUCAGAGACGAGCCCAUGGAUAACACCUCUGUCCCCUACAAGAGUGCUUCUGACAAGGAGAAAAAAGAGAAACCCAAAAGCAAGACUGAAAAACCUAAACGCAAGGCUGAGAGUGGUUCACAAAAGAAAGAAGCUCUGCCAAAAAGCACCAAGCCCACCAGAGAAAAGGAAGUAGAUGCCGUGCGUGAAAGGGUCGCAUCCACUGAACCACCCAUUAAAAGGAUCAAAGAAGAUCCUCCUCAGAAGACUGAUGUAGGCAAACAACAAUUAUCUGAGAAAGCCAUGCUUCCUCGCAAAUUGAUGCCGUCUAGACCAUUCAAGCAACACCAAGAGCAAAAAGCUGUCAAAGAUGAACCUAAAGUUAAAAAAGAACCAGUCAAAGACUCAACUAGGGUUGAGAAACCUCCUGCCAAAGAUGGAAAACUCAAGUUGGAAAAGCCCAUCAAAACUGAAGAGAAACCCCUCAAAGCAAGUGAGAUGAAGGUGGAGAAACGCAAGCGAAAAGAGGAGAAGCCUCUUGUGAAGGAGCCGGAGUUCACACAAAAAUCUCCAAAGCUUGAAGUUGCCGAGAUGGCCAACGUUUCUCCCAAGCCCAACCCGAAGGCGGAGGGCGAGAAGCCGAUACCGAAGGACAAGCCUGCCAUUCCUUCUCUGAUGGACAUAAAACCCGAACCUGUUAGAAAGAUUAAACUCAAUCGUGAGAGUGGAAAGAGGAUUGUGAGUACUGAGCGAAUUUCUUCAGAGGAAACUGGUGCUGGGAAGAACAGACUAGACCAGAAGUCAAAGCUCAAGAUACGACGCCAGGUUCAUGGCACGGACCGAUCUGGGUCCACGUUGGUCGAUUACACCAGCACCAGCUCAACCGGUGGAAGUCCCAUAAAAAGGCACGAGGAGAAACCGGACCUGAGGAAGACCGUGGUAAAAACACUGGAGGAAUACACCAACGACAGCUCAACACCCGCGGAGGAUGAAAUAGUCCUCAUCCAGGUACCUCGCUCCAAAUGGGAGAAAGAAGACUUCGACUCUGAGGAGGAUGACUCCAAGGUCGCAAAUGCUUCUUCUGGAAAUGGUAAUGCUCCUGCAACUAAUCCUGCUGCUGCUGCUUCUCCCCCUCUUUCGACUGCUUUAAAACCUAGUGACAAAGACACUAAUAAAACACUCCACGAUUCUAAAGAUGUUCAUCCUGAGGCUAAGCCCACAAAGGACUUGUCAAGUGAUAAGGAGAAAGAUAUCGAGUGCGAAAGGGAGCGCGAAAGGGCCAAGGAACGAGACAGAAGCAACUUCGAUCGCGAUGUCUCGGACAGAAAGAAACCUGUUCCAUUAAAUCAGGACCGGGAGCGAGCGCAGGAGAGGGGAAGUGACCAUGGAAGUGAAAGAAGCUCUUCAUCUCAGUCAUCCAGAGACAGAUUAACUGAUAGGACUGCAUCAACAUCCAGGAAGCCAUCGAGUAGAGAAAACAGUGCGAGUGUUGGUGACAAGAAACAGGAACAUCGUAGCAGCGCAAAAGACCACACAGAUUUCCAACAAAAAGACACAAAAUCAAAAGAACAGCUCAGGAAGAGAGACUCGCCACCUCCACCCUCGAAAUUGUCCAUAGACACCAUGAAAAGGGUGCCUACUGCGUCCCAGGAGUCCAAGAUCUUUGAACAUAGUCCUCCUGCGGACAGGAAGAUAGUGUCUCGCGAGUCCAGAAGGGCUGCUUCUGAGGACACUAAAGCUUUAGACAAGGCAGUACACAGAGAAGGAGCAAAGCACUCUGAUAGUCGCAUAGCAAAGGACAAGGAGCAACACAAAGUGAACCAAAGCAACACAUUAACAGAGACCAAGAGUGACGUUGAGAGAAGCGACGCCCGAGUUAAACCUCCUUCCGCCCGGUCCACACGUCUGUCAUCCGACUUGGCACGGGAGACGGACGAGGCUGCGUUUGUCCCAGAUUACAGCGAGAGUGACAGUGAAGCCUCAGAUCCAGAUAACAAGCUGGAGUCUAAGGAAAAGAGACAGGACAGCAGUGUGAGCCCUGUCCACAGUAGGAGCGCCAGCCCCACCGGAAGCCAUGCUCACAGCAGCAGCCCGAGCUCGCCAGGCAGUCAGGACAGCAAGAAAAAGAAGAAAGAUAAAAAGGAAAAGAAGGAAAAGAAAAAGCACAAAAAACACAAGAAACACAAAAAACACAAGAAGCAUGCAGGCAACGAAUCAGAAUCUGAUGCCAAGGGACAAAAACACAAGCAUAAGAAAAAGAAAUCAAAAAAGAGUAAGGAUAAGGACAAGGAGGAUAAAGCGAAAGAGCGGGACGAGAAGGACAAGACGAAAGACGAACAAAAUGACGCACAUGUUUAAGUUGUUCUGUGACUUUUCUAAAGCUCUGUGGUACAGGAACAUAGACAUUUCUGCAGAUUCUAAAGACUACUGUUCAAGCUAAUUACUUUGUUUUUCCAUAGAAAUGAAUAAAUUAACCGCUAAUGUCUGCCACAUGAAGAGAGGGAGGUGUCCUUUAACAGUAAAGGCUGGUGUAAUAAUUUGCUCUGAAUUUAUGUGCAUAUUUUGGAUCUGAUAAUUGUUUUUGGUAUUAAAGGGAUAGUUUGGGUUUUCAAGUCUGUCUUAUGUCACAAUUCAGCAAUAACAUUGACUGCCACCUAGUAAUGAGUAGGUCGUCCUCUCAAAUCUUCUGUCACCAGAAGUGAUGCACUGUGUUCUGUCACCUUUCUAUUAGAACCAGCAUUAACUUUUUCAGUGAUACAGUAGCUCUUAUAAUGGAUUGCACUACACGUGCAUAGCUCUAAUUGCUGAAAAGAUUAACCAUACUUGUUCAGAUAGAAAUGUGUCAGGACACACAAGGGGAUCUGGUCAAUAUUAAGCGGUUAAUCAUAAUCUUAUUGCUGGUUGGUGUGUAUACCUCCAUUUUGAUUUAAGACGCACUUGAAAACAAACAGACUAUCCAUUUAAGUAUGUAGAGGCCAUAAACCAGGCACUUUAGAAAUAUGAACAUGCCCUUUUUACAUCUCCCUUUUUAUUCCUUUAAUCUGAGGAUUCUGAUCAUUAAUUGUGACGGUAUUAUUAAUCCUGAUACUGUUCUAACUGGAUAUAGCACGGGCGGUAGGCAUAGCAUGCAAUGCUCUGCUUCAGAAAAGUUUGCACUGUGAAUAUUUCCUCUACUUUUGAGUUUUGUUUUGUUUUUUUUAUUUUACAUCACGUUCUCAUGAUGGUUAAUUUAAACUUACCAGAAAAGUUUUGUUUAAGGUAAUAAAAUCGAGCAAAAUUUCAAGUAACUUGCCUCCAUUGAUCAGUUAUUUGAAUACCAUGACAUUUGUGAUUUAUAUUAAAGAUAUUUUGCUUUAAAAA
This is a messenger RNA of Clarias gariepinus (North African catfish), 7038 nucleotides long. It is a transcript of the gene rbbp6, whose product is annotated as retinoblastoma binding protein 6. The record is from RefSeq and is a predicted model, not a curated record. Gene Ontology annotation, biological process: protein ubiquitination; ubiquitin-dependent protein catabolic process; mRNA processing. Gene Ontology annotation, molecular function: zinc ion binding; ubiquitin protein ligase activity; nucleic acid binding. NCBI's taxonomy places the organism in Eukaryota, Metazoa, Chordata, Actinopteri, Siluriformes, Clariidae. The coding region runs from base 754 to 6036 and encodes 1760 amino acids. Gene Ontology annotation, cellular component: nucleus. The transcript has 17 exons.